Messenger RNA from Apaloderma vittatum (bar-tailed trogon), 679 nucleotides. RefSeq names its product diablo, IAP-binding mitochondrial protein (gene DIABLO). Gene Ontology annotation, cellular component: mitochondrion. The transcript is spliced from 5 exons. The record is from RefSeq and is a predicted model, not a curated record. Gene Ontology annotation, biological process: neuron apoptotic process; intrinsic apoptotic signaling pathway in response to oxidative stress. The annotation marks the transcript as partial. Lineage: Eukaryota; Metazoa; Chordata; Aves; Trogoniformes; Trogonidae.
ACAAAGCUUCCCCGUCCUGGCCAGUAUUAGGAGACGCUGCCCCUUGGCCGUGACCAGACGAUGGCACCAAAUGGUGGGCGUGGGGCUGGGAGUGUCCCUGUGUGCAGUCCCAGUCGUGGAGAAACAGAACUCCGCUUCUCUCAGUAACGAGGCCUUGAUCAAAAAAAAAAAGGUUUCCUUGGUGACGGACAGUACUUCUACACUCCUCUCUCAGACAACAUACGCGCUGAUUGAAGCACUGACAGAGUACACAAAGGCAGUUUAUACGCUGGUGUCUCUCUACAAGCAAUAUGCAAAUCUUCUUGGGAAAAUGAAUUCGGAAGAGGUGGAUGCAGUCUGGCAGGUGGUGAUAGGAGCCAGAGUUGAUGUAAGCAAUUGUCUCCCUACAGUCUGCACUCUAGAAUCCAGCUGGAUGACGGCGCUGCGCCUUUCAGAGAUGGCAGCAGAAGCUGCGUAUCAGUCGGGUGCAGACCAAGCCUCGGUGACAGCCCGCAGCCACAUUCAGCUCGUGAAAUCACAGGUGCAAGAAGUGCGACAGCUUUCCCAGAAAGCAGAGACCAAGUUAGCUGAAGCUCAAACAGAAGAGCUCAUUAAAGCUCAAGGAGAAGAAUCUUCAUUGCCACAGGGUAUUUUUGGAAGCACGGAGGCUGGUGAGGACCCUUACCUUCGGGAGGACUGA